GCAGCUUUCACUAGACCAUUCUCAUACCUGGGAAUUGACUAUUUCGGACCAAUCAUUAUCAAAAACGGUCGAAAACAGGAAAAACGUUGGGGUGUCUUAGCUACCUGCCUAACGAUAAGGGCAGUUCAUCUUCAACUUGUGCGCUCGUUGACUACAGACUCCUGUAUUUUAGCUAUUCGCAAUAUCAUGGGCAGACGCGGUGUUCCUAUAACUAUCUACAGCGACAGAGGAACAAAUUUCAUAGGAGCUGACAAUGAGUUAAAACUAGCAUUAGCAGCUGUAAACCAGAACAAACUCAUUGAAGAAUUUACAACUACAGACACCCAGUGGAUAUUCAAUCCCCCGGCUUCUCCGCACAUGGGCGGAGCCUGGGAAAGGCUUAUUAGAAGCGUGAAAGCAAACUUAGCAAAGCUUAAACCCACUCACUGUCCAACCGAAGAAGUUUUAGAGAACAUGCUCGUAGAAAUUGAAAACGUUAUCAAUUCCCGCCCACUUACUGAUGUGCCGAUUGACGACGAUAACUCCCCCGUGCUCACACCAAACCACUUUAUCCUUGGUUCAUCAAAUGGGUUAAAGCCAUAUCUUCCAUUUGACGACAGCUCGCUAGCCGUUAAGAAAGGAUGGCAGUUGUCGCAGAUCAUGGCAAACGUAUUCUGGCGAUGCUGGGUACACGAUUAUUUGCCUACACUUACUCGGCGUGCAAAGUGGUACACAGAAGUAAAGCCGAUCGAAGAAGGAGAUAUUGCUGUUAUUGUAGAUCCCAAACUACCCAGAAACUGUUGGCCAAAGGGUAGAGUCAUCAGCACCACGGUGUCAUCGGACGGGCGUACACGGAAAGCUGUGGUGCAAACCGUCAACGGAAUCUAUGAACGACCAGUAGUGAAGCUUGCUGUUUUGGAUGUUGGCGAUAAGGAUAGAGCACACGAGAAGCCAGUUCCUGUGUGCACUCCGGGGGGGACUGUUACUCGCGCCAACUAAAUCAGCAAACCCCUCGUUCCUGUGUCAUGAAUCUCGCAGCUCGCGACUACGUCAAAGCGUUGUCAUUAUGACACCGAGAAGAACCAACGAAAGAAGAGGAAGAUUCGAAGAGUGUUUGCCGUGCAACCGCGUGAAAAUUGUAAAGUGUUCGCAAAACUAUUUUCUUGGGAAUUUUCUCUUUCGAGGUGGCAUAAAAGCCCCGACGUAACACCUUCUGCUCAUAUCAGCCUACAGCGCAUCAGCGCACAAUAUUAAUUAUCAUCCUACUAUCCUUAUCAAUUACUAUCCAUCGUUUGUACCAUAUUUCGAGCCAUUUAUCGAAGAAAUUCAAGGU
Messenger RNA from Uranotaenia lowii, 1312 nucleotides. RefSeq lists its product as uncharacterized. The transcript is spliced from 3 exons. The coding region runs from base 187 to 978 and encodes 263 amino acids. The record is from RefSeq and is a predicted model, not a curated record. Gene Ontology annotation, molecular function: nucleic acid binding. NCBI's taxonomy places the organism in Eukaryota, Metazoa, Arthropoda, Insecta, Diptera, Culicidae. Gene Ontology annotation, biological process: DNA integration.